AUGUGCAUGCGCUGGAAGGCAGCACCAGCAACGCCUGCUAAUCCCUCCGCCUUCGCAGCACCAGCAACAGAAAUCAGCAGCAGCAGCACAUUAACCAGCAGCAAACUUCAACUUGUCUUUCUCAUUACUGUCAUGCUGCUGCCAGCUGUCCGUACACCAGCCGCAGCAGCAGCAGCAGCUGUUGCUGCUGCUGCCGGGCCAGGGGCAUCGACUGCAGCAGCAGCAACAACAACAGCAGCAGCGAUACCAAGAGCAGCUUCUAAGCUGCAGCAGCAGCACCUAGGACUGACGCUGCAGCAGAGACACUUUGGUAUAUUUGGAGGCUGGAAGGAACAGCCAGCAGCAGCAGCAGCAGCAGCAGCAGCAACCAAAGAAGCAGCAUCUGCAGCAAAGGAUAAAGGAGCAGAAGCAGCAAAGGACGCAAAAGACGCCCUGACUGCAGCAGGAAGGACUGCUGCUGCUGCUGCAGCAAUCCCCAACGCCUCGCCACACCCCAACUCUGAAGGGAAACCCAGCAGCAGCAGCAGCAGCAGCAAGAGCAGCACCAGCAGUAAUAGGGGCUUCUUUUCUUUCUUUAGAGGCAAAGCAGCGACACCCCCGUCAGCAGCACCCGCAGCAGCAGCAGCAGCAGCACGCCCAGAAGCAGCACCACGUGCACCUGCUCCUGCAAACCCGUCUCCAGAAAAAGCCAAGAGCAGCAGCAGCAACAGCAGCAGCAGCAGCAGCAACAGCAGCAGCAGCAAGAAGCCAAGGGUUCCCGUGCUGCAGCGGUUGAAGUAUUUCUCUCUGGGUUUCCUUGUUGCUGGUACCUUCUCCUUGCUGCUGCAGCAGCAGCAAGUAGAGAGCACCAGCAGGGCAGCAAUGCAAGCAGCAACAGAUUUAGCUGCACGACUAUCCGAGCUAGAAGAUAAGCUCCAUCAGCUGCAGCAGCAGCAGCAGCAAAAGAAGCAAUAA
This is a messenger RNA of Eimeria acervulina, 954 nucleotides long. RefSeq lists its product as hypothetical. Bases 1 to 954 code for a protein of 317 amino acids. Lineage: Eukaryota; Apicomplexa; Conoidasida; Eucoccidiorida; Eimeriidae. The transcript has 2 exons. The record is from RefSeq and is a predicted model, not a curated record.